AUGUCCACGCAUCUGCAACAGAUGGUGAUGCCCAACUGCUCCAGUUUCCUAUCAAGAGGUUCAAGCAGACACAACACUGAACCCAGCAACCCAAAGGCCCACAAUUCUUUCCUCUACAACAUGUUGAAUCAUCACAAGACUAUGGCUGUGGAGCUGGUAGCUGAUAGCAGGGGUACUGUGGUAGUCAUGAAGUGGACAUCCAGUCAGUAA
Oryctolagus cuniculus (rabbit) is the source of this 210-nucleotide messenger RNA. NCBI's taxonomy places the organism in Eukaryota, Metazoa, Chordata, Mammalia, Lagomorpha, Leporidae. The record is from RefSeq and is a predicted model, not a curated record.